Molecule: messenger RNA, 1444 nt
Organism: Vicia villosa (hairy vetch)
Lineage: Eukaryota; Viridiplantae; Streptophyta; Magnoliopsida; Fabales; Fabaceae
Product: rho GDP-dissociation inhibitor 1-like
Exons: 5
Coding region: 238-951 (237 amino acids)
Biological process (GO): Rho protein signal transduction
Cellular component (GO): membrane; cytosol; cytoplasm
Molecular function (GO): Rho GDP-dissociation inhibitor activity; protein binding
Source: RefSeq, a predicted model, not a curated record
ACCACUAGUGGUUCCCACCAACUUUAUUCCAACCGUUUUUCGUUACCAUUUCAUUUCUAGGCCCACAUUCACAUUCCUGCGCUACUAUUCUCUCCUCUUCUCUUCAAAAUCUAAUCUUAAAUAGUUCCACAUACACCUCUUAACUCAGCUUGCAAAGUUCAGCAUAAAGAGUUAUAAUUUUGCUACUAGUUUGAGGAUUUGAGGAGUUCGAGGUUGUUUUGUUUUGUUUGGUUGACAAUGUCUGCUGCUGUAGGAGCUGUGUCAGCGACCAAAGAUGUUUCUUUUAAUGUUCAUUUGGAGGAAGAGCACAAAAACAAAGGAACCAACAAGGUUGAUGUUGUCAACCAUGAUGAUGUUGAGGAAAUUGGGAUAGAUGAAGAUGAGGAGGAAGAACACAAGGUGGAGUUGGAUCUUGGUCCUCAGUUUUCUCUCAAGGAACAGCUUGAGAAAGAUAAAGAUGAUGAAAGCUUGAGGAAAUGGAAAGAGCAACUUCUAGGAAAUGUUGAUGUGUCUGCUGUUGGAGAGAAAAUUGAGCCAGAAGUGAAGAUAGCGAGUCUCACUAUUAUAUGCCAAGGAAGACCUAAUCUCAUCUUGCCAAUUCCAUUCACUACUACUGAUUCCAAAAAGAGUAUUUUCACUCUCAAGGAAGGAAGCCAAUAUAGGCUAAAAUUCUCUUUCACUGUCUCAAACAACAUUGUUUCUGGACUCAAAUAUACUAAUGUUGUUUGGAAAACUGGGGUUAGAGUGGACAACACAAAGAAAAUGUUGGGAACUUAUAGCCCACAGCAGGAACCAUAUACAUAUGAAUUGGAAGAAGAAAUUACUCCUUCUGGCUUGUUUGCAAGGGGAACUUAUUCAGCAAGAACCAAGUUUGUGGAUGAUGAUCGAAGAUGCUACUUGGAUGCGAGUUAUAGGUUUGAGAUACAGAAGAAUUGGCCUACACACCACUAAGACAGAUUGAAAUUCAACUUCAUGUAUGAUUAUUAAAUUGAGUUAGUGGAGUUGUGCACAUGCAUGCUAAAUGAUAGUAGUGCAAAUCUUUCUUCCCCUUCUAUUAUAAGGUUUCAUUUUUUGUAUUGUAAUGACUAAAAUUUUCACAUAAAGGAAAUGCUCGUGACAAUCGCACUCAUUCCACCUAAGAUGCUUCUAUUGUUAUUAUUAUCUUGUAAGGAGUGUGAGGGGUAAAAGAAAAAUGGGGUGGAAAUGGACCCCAUGUGGAUAGUCACAGAAAUAGAUAACAUCAACUACUGCAAAUGGCCAAAAAUUCCAUCAAUUCUGUGGUGGUCCAAAUUUUCUUUUUCCGUUAUUAUGAUCACAUGCUGUUUGCUAACUGUUAAAAUCAGGAAGAAAAAAAAGAAAGUGAUACUUAUAGACCAUGAAAAAUUUAUAAUGGAUGGUUAGUUAGAAGAACUUGAAGUCAAGUACAAUUACAUAAUAGUUAGGU